AUGGCAGCUUAUUCCCGUGCCGAUGUUCCUGCCGAUGUGAACGCAGCAUUCUGCGAAGCUUCGCAAAUUCCUCUUCCGGUUGCCCAACAGGUGCCUCUUCAGGUGCCUUCUCAGGUAACGAGCAACCCGGGAGGCGAUCCGCAUGGAAGCGCUGAUUCCGCCGCGGACCCCGCAGCCUCGGCGUCUGCGAAUCCAACGGCUAAAGUGCCUAUGCUGCCGCUGCGGCGCGGCCUUGGCGUGCGCUGGCACCGAACCUCGUCUGCUUCGGUGGUAACCGCAGCCACCGGCCCCAUGCCGGUUACCACCACUACUAGCCAGAUCAAUACACAUAAUCCCAGUGCUACUGUUUCCGCUAGUAGCAGCGCUGGCCCAUACACAAAUUUGACCGUGCCUAUUUUUAGUAACCCUGCUAUUUCUAGCAGCAGCACCAGUGCGUUCUCCAGUGCGGGCAGCAGGGCGAGAGCUGCUGCGAGUUCGGAUGCUGAGUCUGCGAGACUCGUGCGUCCACUGGGGGGAAGGAGGACAGAUGAACAGCUUCACCUUGCUCCCGCCUCUGCUACCAGCAAAUCUGCGACCCCGUCGGCUUCGGCUGCUUCGUCCUCUCUCGCGGCGGCUGCUGCGGCGGCCAUUGCGGAGUACAACGCGCUCGUGGAGCAGAGCGUUGCAGCAGCACCUGACAAAACACCUGAAGAAACGCCUGAGGAAAUGCCUGAGGAAACACCUGGAGAGGCAAGGGCGCCCGUGCCUGCGUGCACGACGCACGACGGCGCAACAGGGCCAAUUCGUCCGCAUCUGCCCCUACCCCAGAAGGUACUAGCACGAACGGUGUCAGACCCUGGGGGUGGUACCCCUGCCAAAACACAGCAAGCCUCUGAAACGGCUGUAGCGGCAGGUGGUGAGGGUGAGGGAGGCACGCGUAAUGAGGAAGGUGGGCAGGGUGGGAGUAAUGGCGGUGGUGGUGGUAACAGUGGUGGUGGGGGUCGCGGUAGUGGUAAUGGUGGGGCGCUGCUGAAGUGGCUGUCGUGGGGUAAGGCGAAGUUAGGCGGAAAGGGAAACUCUAAGCGGCGCAAGGGGAAGGAGGAGCAGCAAGGCAGCAGCGAGGAAGCGAAGGGGCGGGCUGCGGAGGAGAUUAAUGGGCGGGAUCGUGGUAGUGAGGCGAGGGGCGGCGGCGGCGGUGGUGGAGGCGAUGCACGGGGAGGGGGGUUUGGAUGGGUAGGUUCUGGUAGUGGUGCUGUCGUCGUUGGUGGUGGUGGCGGUGGUGGUGGCAGUGGCGGUGGUGGUGGCGGUGGUGGUGGUGGUGGCGGUGGUGGUGGUACUGGUGAUGUUGGUGGUGCUGGUGAUGAUUCCUUCUCUGCCGCGAACUCUGCUUCAAGAGCUACUUUGGACACGUGGCUGCACGAGACCGAGGUGCAUGAGGAUGGGAAUGACGUGGAGGAUGCUGACGUGGAAGGAUUAGGUGAUGAUGAGGUGGAACAGAGGGUUGCUGAAUGGGGGGUUGUGCUGGUUGGGGAGGAGGAGGAGGAGGAGGAGGAGGUGGAGGAGGAGGUGGAGAAGGAGAAAAAGGAAGGGGAGGAGAAAGGGAAGGAAGAGAGGGAGGACGAUGAGAAAGAGGAGAAAGGGGAGGGAGAAGAAAUAGGGGAGGAGGAGGAGGAGGAGGAGGAGCAGGAGGAUGAGGAGGAGGAGGAGGAUGAGGAGGAGGAGGAGGAUGAGGAGGAGGAGGAUGGGCAUGAAACGGAGAUGGAGGAUACCACCACCAGGGGUGCAGUCCCGGAUAAAGCGGGUGAUAGGUGUUACUCUGCCGGCCAAGGUGAAGGGGGAGAUGGGGAGAAGGAAGGAGGAGAGAGCGCGAGAGAGAGGGAAGAGGAGGAGGUGGAGGGGAAGGGGGGGAGGAAAGCGGAUGGGCGAGGGGUAGAUGAGGGGGAGGAGGAGAGUGAGGGAGGGCAGAGAAGUGAUGUGGUGGGAAUGGGUUCAGAAGGGUUUCACUUUGACGUGACUUGCAAUCAGGCGGAGGAGGAGGAGGAGGGGAGUGUUGACGGUGUAACUGCCAGGACUGCUGGAAACGCCUUUGAAACCAAGGCUCUACCAACCAGAGGCUUGAUUGGAGAGGAGGAGGGCGAGAAGGGAGAGGAGGAGAAAGAGGAGGAGGAAGAGGAGGAGGAAGAGGAGGAGGAGUUGAGGGAGAGGCAGCAGCAGGAGUGGCAGCGGCAGUGGCAGCUGCAGCAGCGGCGGAUAGGCUUAGUGGUGUCAGGCGGAGAGGAUACAGAAGGGGGUGAUAUUAACGGGGGGAGUGGCAACAGAGGGGGAGGCAGCAGAGGCAAAGGGCAGGGAGAUACUGCAAAGGGAACAAGACAAUCGGCACCCUCAUCCCCAGCACGAGACGACUCGUGUGUGUCGUUUGCGCAGUGGGUGCAUCUGCGCGGUUCCCCCUCCCGCGGUUCCCCCUCCCGCGCGUCCUCCGCCGCGCACAGCCCCGCGCCUGGGCUCCCCAUGCGCGCGUCCGCCGCUGGCGCACGCGCAGCAGCUGCUGCUGCAGCCGCACGCGCAGCAGGCGCUGGCGCGUCUGGCAGGGGAGUGGGCGGAAACGGGGGGCGGAAUCGCGCAGGAGGAGCUACAGGAAGCGAUUCUAUUGGUUGGGAGAGCAGAGGAGGAGGGAGCGUGGGGGGAACCCACGUGCAGGCGCAGACACUAACGAGGAUCCAGGCGGAAUCAGUGGUUGAAAAGCUUAGUGCUGUGGUUACCAGCAACCAGAGGGAUUGUGGUAACGGUAACCAGAUUAGUGGUGGUAACCAGGGUAGUUGUGCUAAUCCGUUUGCUGAAAUGCCCUCCGUCCCCUUCACAAGCACCAACCCGUUCCUGUGCAGCAGCGACUCGUUUGGAGACGAGCCGGGCAAGGGCAGCAGUGGGGGAUACGGUGCUGGCUGCUUUGGCGAAGUGGGAAGCGAAGUUGCUGGUUACCCUGUUAUGCUACCGCACAUUGACACUCCUGGAAUCGUCAACACGAGUCCGUUCGCAGCAGCAGCUGCAGCAGAGGCCGAGGAGGAGCAUACGUGGCAGGCGCAACUGGGGCAGGUGCUACCUGGGCAGGUGGUAUCUGGGCAGGUCGUAUCUGGGCAGGUCAUAUUUGGGCAGGUCGUAUCUGGGCAGGUCGUCUCUGGGCAGGUUUCGGGUGCUAGUGCAAACGUCAGCAGCAAGACUCUACCACCGUCCCUCUGGCCUGCAUACCCUGCGUCCCCAUCCUCCCCCUCUCCUGUGUCCCGCCCUUCCCAGUCCCCUCCCCCUGUCCCUUCCGCCGCCCCUUCCCCUGCCCCUGCCCCUGCCCCUGCCCCUGCCCCUACAGUUGCCCCUACUCCUGCCCCUCCUUCUACCCCUGCCCUGGCCUUUGUCCCUGCCCCUCCUCCUGCCCCUUGCCCUGCUCCUGCCACUUCCCCCGCCCUCUCCUGUGCUACUGUCACUGCUCCCACUUCUAUUGGCGCUUCCUCAGUGGUCAAAAUCGCAGUUUCAGCCGAUCCUAAGAUUCCUGCAGUUGCAGGUGUGGAGAGCGGUGAAGGGAAAGACGAGAGCACUUCAGAGUGGACUCACAGGGAAGGAGAGGGCAGGGCGACGAGUGAGGGGCAGCAGGGGGCGGGCAGUGCAAGGGAAGACGAAAGGACUUUGGAGUCGACUCAAAGGAAAGGAGAGGGCAGGGCGAUGAAUGAGGGGCAGCAGGGGCCGGGCAGUGCAGGGAAGAAGCGAGUGCGGUUCAGAGCGGUGGGUGCAGAGGGGGAUGAGCCAGAGGAGGGUGGAAACCAAGCAAGGGAAGACGAUCAGGCCAUGGGAGAAUCGCCCAGUGGUAACCAGACAGGGGCAUGUAACCAGACAAAAGGUGGUAACCAGAAGAGGGCAGGUUCGCCUGGGCGGGUGGGGACUGCACCCCUGGGUCUAUCGCAGCGCAUAUGCUGGGUGCCCGCUUCUAAAACUGCUAAUUCAGAUCGUGAGUCGCCGGACCAGACACCGAACCAGACACCGGUCUUGGGUCAACGAGUUGGUCCGGAGCAGAGGCGUCCUUAUGCUGCUGCGGUGGCUGCCGUGGCCGGGCAGGUUGCUGGUCGUCAAGAGAAGGAAGGGGAGGGAGGGACGGCAGAUGGAGAGGCGGCGGGAGGGGCGGCAGCGGGAGCAGCAGCACGGGUAGCAGCAAAGGCAGCUAUGGCUGCUAGGGGUAUCACUGGUGGUACUGCGGUCAAGAGUGGUACCAGCUGUGUUUCAGUCGAAAGCAGUGGUGGGAAGGAGGAGGCAAGAGGAGGGAAGGGCGAUGGUGGUGGUGGUGGGAGUUUGGAGAGAAGCAAUAGCAGCAACAGCAAGGGCAGCAGUAGAGGUGGUAACCCUGUUACUCAGACGAAUCAGGGCGCGUUUGGAGCUGGAAAUCUCGCUAAGGGAGGAACUGACAGUGCUGGGAGGGUGUGGGGGGGGAUGGGGAGGAGGGGGUAUGAGGUCGGGGGUUUGGAGGUGUGUGGGAGUGAUGGGGAUGAGGAGGAUGGGGGGGGACAGGCAAGGACAGGUGCAGAGGAGUGGGAGAAGGAAGGGAGUGUGAUAGGGGAGGGGAGUGUGGUGGGGGAGGGGAGUGUGAUGGGAGAAGAGAGUGUUGUUGGCGAGGGGAGGGUUUUUUUGGGAGGGGAGUGUCGUGGAGAAAGAGGAGAGAGUGGAUGUGGUGAGCAGGAGGAGGAGCAGUGGGAGCCGGAGCAGGAGGAGGAGCAGGAGGAGGAGCAGGAGGAGCAGGAGGAGCAGGAGAAGCAGGGGGGCGGAGUGGGCGGCGAGGGAAAGAGAACAGUGGAGAAGCUACUAUGGGCCAAGAAGAGGAUUCCAGGCGUGGAGAUGGGCUUGGAGAAGAGGACGGGUCUUACAGUGGGAGUGAACUAG
Molecule: messenger RNA, 4893 nt
Organism: Closterium sp. NIES-65
Lineage: Eukaryota; Viridiplantae; Streptophyta; Zygnematophyceae; Desmidiales; Closteriaceae
Source: the annotation of a GenBank genome assembly